AUGGGGCGGCAAAGCCAAACAAGAUUGCCAGUGUACAAAGGACUUCAAUACCGAGUAGCAAAGAGAGCUCAAGCUUACACAAGGCCUAUCAGCAGACCUCUUAUUCAGCGAGCAGUCAAAGAUAUAAGUCAGAGAGCUUUCGAUCCAGAUAAGGACUGUAUUAUCUGCAGGGCAGUGGCUCGAAACCAGCGAAAGCCACAUCGGAAACACGAUCCUCGUUGCGAAAGCAACACUAAAACUCGUGGACAUUCUGCUACAGAAGUGGCAAGUAAUCGAUAUUCGGCGUACCUCAAGAGACACUUCUCUGCUAGAAUGACAGAUCCUGGCAAGGAAAAACAGCUGACGGGCGGAACCACUCCAGGGGUUGAUCAGUAUUUGGUAAGAACGGUGAAGAAGUACCAGAGACUUGACACAGGAAAGGUCCCUGUGAUGGAAACUGAUUCAGCAGUUGCAAAUAAGAUGCUUGCGCCGACAAGUUCUCUUCAGGAAGUGGCCAUUUUUUUGGAGAAGAGCAUUGCAACAAGACUGAAACAAGCGCCACCAAACAAGACAGUCCCACCUGCAAUGUUGGCCUUGGCAGCCGAGAUUAUGGAUCAAGUUCGGCACAAGAAACCAAAGCGCAUUGCCGAGUCUGCGUCGCCACCACAGGGUCAAUCAUUCAAGCAAGCAAAAGCUAGAUUCGAUGCAAUUUUUGGGUUGAACAACAUCGUAUAUACGGUUCCAUAUGUGAUGGACUCAAGACGUUUGAUCGACCCACAUUUCCAUUCCCUUGCCGGGUCCAAAUUCAUCUACAUGGACUUUGAAGUUGCUUUUCCAAACUUGGAACUAGCGACGGUUUCUUGCGACCCUUCCAGCAUUCAUCCGCAACCAAUACCCUGUUGA
Cylindrotheca closterium is the source of this 882-nucleotide messenger RNA. The record is from the annotation of a GenBank genome assembly. Lineage: Eukaryota; Bacillariophyta; Bacillariophyceae; Bacillariales; Bacillariaceae.